AGUUUGGCAUUGGCACUCUGGACUCUGAAGAUUGGAAUAAGAGAGAGAGAGAAUAUAAUUACAAACGCAGAGCCAUUUUUGGCAAUACUAUAUAUAUAUUUAUUAGUGUCUGUAAUUCUCCAUAUAUAUAUCAUCCUCGUUAUUCUGUCUCGUCAGAUUUCACGAGCUUUAAAUUUUUUUUUUUUUUAAUUUAUCAAUUAUUGUUCACAAGAAUGAUUUCAUCACUUUCUUUGCCCAUCUUGGUUCUCUCAUUGCUCAUCGCCGGCGCUUCCACCUUUAAACUAGAUCAUAAUGCGCCGUUGUUCACUUACUCGGGAUUGACGGGCCCUGCAAAAUGGGGAAGCUUGUCUCCUGACUACUACAAGUGCUCGUCUGGAAAAGUGCAGUCUCCUGUGAACAUUAAGAAAGACGAAGUCGUUCGCAACAAGAAGUUGAAGCCCUUGACCAGAGACUACAGGCCUGCAAACGCCACACUUAUCAACAAUGGCUUCAACAUUGGGAUACAUUUUGAAGAAAGCCCAGGGGUGUUGGACGUGGACGGCAAGAGUUACACCUUGAAGCAAAUGCAUUGGCAUUCUCCUUCUGAGCACCGUAUUAACGGAGUCCAAUAUCCAGCAGAGCUACAUUUAGUCCACAGAUCGGACGAUGGAAAUCUCUCAGUUGUAGCAGUUCUCUUCAAGUACAGUGAUCAUCCUGAUCCCCUUCUCUCCAAGAUGAAGGUCAAAGUGCAUGAGCUGGCUAAGGAUGUUUGUGCAGGCGACGAGGAGGCUCAUAUCCCACUUGGAACCUUGAAUCUGAAACAACUAAGGAAGCGGACCAGAAAGUACUACAGAUAUGUCGGAUCUCUCACCACUCCUCCAUGCUCCGAGACGGUCAUUUGGAACAUCCUCGGAAAGGUUAGGUGCAUCUCCAAGGAGCAGGUAGAAGCCAUAAAAGCACCAUUGCAUUCACCUUACAAGAACAAUUCAAGGCCAUGUCAGCUCCUAAAUGGGCGCAAGAUUGAGCUAUACGAUGAACUUGAUGACGACAAGUGACAGCUAAAUUAUCUGUUGUCGUCUUUCGUAGUAGUUCAAAUGAGACAUCAACGUAUUCUAAAUAAACGACAGAAAAACAAUGUAUAUGCACGGAACGGAAAGUACUGUUGUUCUGAACUCUAAAGUUUAGGAAUGAAAGUUGAGCCAAACAAGUU
Morus notabilis is the source of this 1189-nucleotide messenger RNA. Its product is annotated as alpha carbonic anhydrase 1, chloroplastic. NCBI's taxonomy places the organism in Eukaryota, Viridiplantae, Streptophyta, Magnoliopsida, Rosales, Moraceae. Gene Ontology annotation, molecular function: zinc ion binding; carbonate dehydratase activity. The record is from RefSeq and is a predicted model, not a curated record. The transcript is spliced from 6 exons. Bases 213 to 1034 code for a protein of 273 amino acids.